GUAAAUACUGCAAGAUUCACGACUGAGUUUUCUUUGAAUCAUGUUUAGCAGCUGCCAAACCAUUUUGGUAUUAUUUAUCAUUAUUCUUCCAUCAAUUCUUGGCCGUCAUGCACACAAUCGAAAGAUUUGGAAUGGUGUUCAAGCCCAGAACUGCCAAUUUCCUUGGUUGGCUGUAUUGAAUAUAAAAACUGAAGAGAGUACCAGCUUGUGCGGAGGAACUAUUAUUGAUUCCAAACAUAUUCUUACAGCACAACACUGUUUGACUGGCAAUGUCGUAUCAGUGGAUGUUGGAGUGGGAAACAACGAUCGAACGAUGAUGCCAGUCCAUAUGUCAGUACCACCAGCAGCAAUUCAGAGAACGGCCAACUUUUCUAAAAAGAGAUUCCACAAUGAUGUUGCACUGUUGACAUUGCCACAUGCUCUUUCCUUCACACGUUGUAUCCAUCCUCUGCCGCUUGCUUCAGCGCAAGAUGACUUUCAACCAACAUGCGUCAUUGCUGGAUGGGGGAAAACGCAAAACGGCAAGUAUCCCGACCGGCUCCAGUACGGUAAAGUUCAGUGGUAUCCUACAUCGUUUUGUCAAAAUAUGUUCGGUGGUUUAACCUCAUCGCAGUUCUGUGCUGGGUCAGCUUCGAAUAACAUUGAAGCAUGUCACGGAGAUUCUGGAACCCCUUUGAUGUGCCGGCGACAUUCGGAUAAUGCUUUGGUUGUAGCGGGGAUUACUUCGUUUGGGUACAAUGAUUGCCAAAAUGGUGUAGCUGUAUAUACCAAAGUUGCUGAUUACCUUUCGUGGAUCAACUAUAUGAGAAAUUAUCCGAACGAGACGCCAAUUCAACCUGUAACUUGUCCCACACAACAGCAAAUCAGAAACGGUGAACGUGACGAAGAUCGGGACGACGAUUAUUAUCGGGACGACGAUUAUUAUCACAAUGCAGAAGAUGAUGAAGAUGAUGCUGACGAACUGGGAGAAAAGUAUGCACAUUAUUCUGAUUAUCCUUUCUAUAGAAUGCAUUAUAACCAAAUAGGACACGAUGUUUAUAAUUUCAUGCACUCCUUUAUCAAAGGAGCCCACAUGAACAAUAAAUAAAGCACGUGAUGCUUCAAAUAA
Molecule: messenger RNA, 1108 nt
Organism: Octopus bimaculoides (California two-spot octopus)
Lineage: Eukaryota; Metazoa; Mollusca; Cephalopoda; Octopoda; Octopodidae
Product: granzyme B(G,H)
Biological process (GO): proteolysis
Molecular function (GO): serine-type endopeptidase activity
Source: RefSeq, a predicted model, not a curated record